AUGGUUCGUCGACGACUUCAAGAAGUACAGGAUCUAAAUAAUGACAACAAAAAUAAUGCCUCAGACAAAACUAAAGAAGAACAAGUUCGAGAAUUAUUAGACGAAGAAAAACAACAUGAAGGCCUUGCACAAGAAUUGCUUAGAUUGACUGGAAGUUUGAAACAUAAUUUUACAACUGCUGGUUCUGUGCUUAAAGAGGAUAAUGCGGCUCUCGAUGUCAUGCACAGAAUUGCUUCAAGCAACAAAGAAAAUUUAGUUCGUGAAAGUGGCCGUUUAGAACAUCAUGCAUACAAAUCCUGUUUCAAUUUUAUGAUGAUUUUGAUUGUUAUUUUUGUGAUAUGGUCCUUUAUUGCGAUGAUUGUUGUUAUGAGAGUAUUUCCUAAACAUUGCCUCUUCUCCGCGAAAGAGGCUGCUAUAGCCUUGCGUCCGUUUUAUUUUGCAGUUCAUCCUGACAGAUUUGCUCAAGAACCGGAUAUUCAAACGAGAAAUGAGAGAGCAUUGCAGGUCUUCAAUGGCUACAUCAACAAUUUAUUUCCAGAGCCUGUAACCCAAAUGCCUGUCAAUGUUGAGUUCACAGUGAGGGACACACUCUCCAACUUUAAAAGUAUUCGAAUUUUUCUUUCUGGCGCAGAUCCAGCGGAAAUUAUUAAACUAGCACUUGAAAGAUGUGAAUUAAGCACAGCCCAUUUGCCUGUACGAGACAACCUUUCACAAAACCAAAAAGGCACCAAAACGGCUCAACAAAAUUUUGCUCCAGGAUUAGACGAAAUUUGGAAGAAUUUACAGGAAAAUGAACGUUUAAGACAAAAACGUUUUUAUUCUGUUAAUUUAUUAAAUGAAUUAUCAAAAAAUCGAGAAUUGGCAAUGCAAAGAAGAGACGGACAUAAAGUUAUGGUUGAAAUAAUUGAGGACAAUAUUGACGAGAUUAAAAGGAAAACUGGUUUAACUCAGAUCCUUUGGUCUAUAAAUUGGGAACUUACUUUUAUGCGUCGCUGCCUUAUUAAUGUUCUUGAGAUGAUCAACCAUGCAGACAAGCAUUCGAAGGAUUUUAUAAUUUAUUCUUUAAAUGGCAGACAAUUAACUUUUGGACGUGGUUCUCAUAUUUGUUGUAAUGGGUCUUUACAGUUUGGUGCUGAUGACGCAAUUGGUGCUUGGCAAAAAAUUUGUAUAGAAUCCACAAAAUUUUUAACAUUUGAAGUUCAAAAUCUUGAAAGACUUGUUGAACGUGUUGCUGAACUUUUGGGAGGAAUAAAUUUAUUAGUUCAACCUCAUGAUGGUUUACUUCAAACAAUUAAGAACGUGAAACUUUUUAUUGCAAGAAUUUGUUCACAACCUCCAUCUGAACUUUCUAAAAUUAAUUCUCUUCUCAAAAAGGAUCAACAAGUUCAAAUUAUGAAUGGGUAUUCAGAAUUGGCACUUCUUCGAGGAAUUUUACAAAUACCUUGUAAUGUUGAUAUUCAGGCAUUGAAACAUUUUAUUGAUAAAAAUGAUGCUUCAAAAGCUGAGAAAAUGAGAAAGGAAUAUUUUGAACAGAAGUAUUUCUUGGAGAGCGUUAAAAAUUCAACUGUUUCGCAUUUGGAAUUAACUUCACUUAGUUGGGAUGCAGAUUUAAAUUUUACACGUUUAUUAGAUGCUUUACGAAAAUUAUCAAAAAUUCAAAAAGAACAAAUUUCACAUUUCUCUGGCUUAGAAAUUCAUCUUGGAUCUGGACCAAAAAUUUUUGUUCUUGCUUCAGGUAAAAUUUCGGUGCCAAUUGAAAUGAUUGAAGAUUUUGAAAUUCAACCAAAAAUUUAAAAAUAUUUUUUUUUGAAAAACUUACUUAAUUUGUGUGCCUAUAUUUUGGGGGCAGGCCAGUUUACUGCGAGCCCAAUGUGCCGCCGACCUAUAACUUUGUUCAAAAUUGUCGAAUCCGUGGUGCCCUGGUUUGGUCGAUUCAGCUGGUCUAGCCGCAUCGAAAACGUACCAGGGCGCCACGGAUUCGACAAUCUUGAACAAAGUUGGAGCUCGCGGUACAUUGGACUGCGGUACAUCGGGGUGUACCCCUAUAUUUUUAAUGUAAAGAUAUAUGUAUAUUUAAUUAUAACUUGUAGUAUAAUCUUUUUUAUAUAAUUUUUGAAUUUGAUAAAGAAAAACAUUUGUUAUUAAAUUUAAUUUUUAUAUUUUUAAAUGUUGAUUCCUCAACUUUUUGUUUUUCUUUUUUGAUUUUUCUAAAAAUUUUUUAAAAUUAUUUAACUAGUUUUGUACUCCAUUCUUAUUGUUUGGCUUUGUAAAUUGUUCUGUCUGUUGUUCCUUGUGCUUGAAUCUCUUGGAUCUCGGUAAGCCAAUUUAAGAACUUAGGUAAUUUGUUAAAAUGGGGUUUCGUGUAUUUUUUGAUGGUCUGUCCUUUGGUACCUAUACAUGUUUUUCUAAGGCGUGUUCCGAAUAGAAUUUUAUAUAAAAUUAAUUUUUUUUCUCCUUUCCCCGGCUUACCUACUUUCACUA
Messenger RNA from Meloidogyne enterolobii, 2481 nucleotides. The record is from the annotation of a GenBank genome assembly. NCBI's taxonomy places the organism in Eukaryota, Metazoa, Nematoda, Chromadorea, Rhabditida, Meloidogynidae.